Messenger RNA from Acanthisitta chloris (rifleman), 262 nucleotides. RefSeq names its product NADH dehydrogenase (ubiquinone) 1 alpha subcomplex, 13 (gene NDUFA13). The record is from RefSeq and is a predicted model, not a curated record. Lineage: Eukaryota; Metazoa; Chordata; Aves; Passeriformes; Acanthisittidae. The transcript is spliced from 3 exons. The annotation marks the transcript as partial.
GAGACUCCUGAUCGAGGAGCUGGAGGCUCGGAUUGCGUUGAUGCCACUGCUGCAGGCAGAGUCUGACCGCAGGACCCUCAGGAUGCUGCGGCAGAACUUGGAUGAAGAGGCAAAAAUCAUGAAGGAUGUUCCUGGCUGGAAGGUGGGCGAAUCCGUGUUCCACACGGAUCGCUGGGUGCCUCCAACGCUGGAUGAGCUGUACUACCUGCGGCCCUUGUCUGAGCUGGAGAAUGAGAAGUUCGGGCUGCAGUACUACGUCUGA